Lacerta agilis (Sand lizard) is the source of this 645-nucleotide messenger RNA. It is a transcript of the gene SCRG1, whose product is annotated as stimulator of chondrogenesis 1. The transcript is spliced from 2 exons. NCBI's taxonomy places the organism in Eukaryota, Metazoa, Chordata, Lepidosauria, Squamata, Lacertidae. The record is from RefSeq and is a predicted model, not a curated record. The coding region runs from base 47 to 337 and encodes 96 amino acids.
CUCUCACUAGCACUAUUCGCAAACUCUUGCCAAGAUAACACAAAAAAUGACCGUGCUCUCCACUCUUCUAUUUCUGAGCUUUCUGCUUGGGACCAACCCAACACCAUCUGGCCGCCUCUCCUGUUACAGGAAAAUAUUAAAAGACCACAACUGUCACAGCAUCCCAGAGGGAGUGGCCAGUCUUCGUCCAAUUGACAGGCUUCUUCAAGAUCACUUCUGGGAGGGAAAGGGCUGUGAGAUGGUCUGCUAUUGUAAUUUUAAUGAAUUGCUCUGCUGCCCAAAGGGUAUCUUUUUUGGGCCAAAAAUAUCAUUUGUGAUUCCCUGCAAUAAGCCAUGAAGAAACAUUGUGUUUGAGAAAGGACAGCAAAUGCUGGACUUUGUUCAUGAAGACUGAAAUAAAGCAUAUGUGAUCAUCGGGUCUAAAGAAGAUGGACUUUGAAUGCCAUAUGGAAGCUACUACAGCCAUUUCUUAGGCAUUCAAUGUUUUGUUUAAACAAGACAGUCCCACCAUGUCUACCACCCAUUGAAUAGGUAUUACCUCCAAGGAAGUAGACUUUAGGGACUGUAAAAUUAAAGUUAAUGAAACCCUGCAUGUAGCAGAGCUCUCAAAUCUAAUUUGGUCGUGAUGUUGAUGUUAAUGUUCAU